AUGGUGGUUGUCUUCUGGCUGUUUCUCAUGUGCGUUGCGAUCUGGCGCGCCGCCAAAAACAGUUCGCAGCAGCCGCCCCACCUCGGGAACCUCAACGGCAUGCGGCGCGGCGACAUGGAAGACCAGUGCGCGGUUCACAUCGCGCAGCUCAACGCACUCCAGCACGCCGCGCGGACGCGCACGCUGCGGUCGCGCAGCGUCCCAACCACGGAGGCGCCGACGAGCGUCUGGGUCCGACACCCUGCGUUCGCGUCGUCGUCGCUGGCAGCCACGACGUUCGUCACCUACGCGCCGCUGGAACUGACGUCGGGAUCGACGCCAAUGGUGAGUGACCUGAUUCCCGACUCGUGGGCCAUUGAUGCGUCGGACGCCGAGCGAAGUGGCUUUGUCGUCGCGCGCGACCAGCUCCUUGAGCCGUCACUCGCCUUCUUGGUGCAGUGCCAGUUGACGAGCUCUGCCAGCGCACGCGGGUCACGAUGGCGGGCGAAGAUGCGGUCGACGCCGGCGGACAAUGCGUACAUGCCGCACCCAUGCGCCACGUCAUCGGACGACUUGGACAAGCUGGAAGCUGUGGAGCGGCUCCUUGGGAAAGCCAUUAUCGACGGACAUGUUCUGCCGAUGCGCCUCUGCGUACCGCUCUUCAAGGCGCUGCUCGGCACACCCGCCAUGAUCCUCGACGUCCGCUACGUAGACGAGACGACGUACACGAGUCUCUGGUACAUUGCGUCGUCGGAGGUUGUCGACGCGCUUGCACUUGCCUUUAGCGUGACGGCGACCGACCGCACUACUGUCAUCGAUCUCGUCCCCAACGGACGCCACAUCAAGGUCAACGCGAGCAACAAAAAAAUCGGACGCCUUGUCCGCGGCUUUUACGCGGAGCUGUUCCGUGAGAUUGUGUCGGUCUUGGACCACAAGGAGCUGGAGCUGUUGCUCUGCGGCACGUUCGACAUUGACCUCGACGACUGGCGCACCCACACGAUCGUGUCGCGCUCGCUGCAGUGCACUACAACCCUCUUUGACAUGAGUGCUGCCGACCGCGCCAAGCUGCUGCACUUUACGACCGGCUCGUCGCGCGUUCCGCUGCAAAGGUUCAAGGGGCUUACGAGCCAGGACGGCAAGCUCUGCCUCUUCACGCUGCAGGCGACACCCUACAGUCGCAGGUGUCUCCCCAAGGUGCACACGUGCUUCAACCGCAUCGAUCUGCUGCUGUACCCGACCCGCGGCCUCGUGAAAAGCGCGCUCUUAAUGAUGCUGGGCGUCGAGUCGAUGGCGUUCACGCUCGAAUAG
Molecule: messenger RNA, 1287 nt
Organism: Saprolegnia parasitica CBS 223.65
Lineage: Eukaryota; Oomycota; Saprolegniomycetes; Saprolegniales; Saprolegniaceae
Exons: 8
Coding region: 1-1287 (428 amino acids)
Molecular function (GO): ubiquitin-protein transferase activity
Source: RefSeq, a predicted model, not a curated record